Molecule: messenger RNA, 2421 nt
Organism: Uloborus diversus
Lineage: Eukaryota; Metazoa; Arthropoda; Arachnida; Araneae; Uloboridae
Exons: 7
Coding region: 80-2299 (739 amino acids)
Source: RefSeq, a predicted model, not a curated record
AAAUACUCUCUUGCCCUUGCAAGGUGAAGGCAUGGCCACAGAGAAUCAGCCGCAGUGAGAGUAGGAAGCACAAAACAGCAUGGGGGGUAAAAAGAAAACAAAGUGGAGAAAAGUUCCUCUAGCGGAAUUUACUAAUGAUCCCUCAAGCAGCAAAGAAAUUCCAUCAGAAGAUAUUUCAAAACCAGACAUACAUUCAAAUGAAGCUCAUGAAAACCCUGAUGAAGAUGUACCCGAAAACUAUGCUCAAUAUACUUUGGAUUCAGCCGAAUAUCCAGAUGGGGUUUGGUAUCCAACGACGUACCUUCUCUACAACCCGGCCGAAGCACCAGCUAUGUAUCCUAAUUACGUAAUGCCUUUCGAUAAUAGUUACGGUUACUACUAUACGUUGCCUGAAGUGCCUCAUGUACAAGAAUACGCUCCUGUGACUUACCCAGAAUACCCAAACGCCUUAAAAACGGAUACGGUGUAUCUUUUAUUUCCUGCUGAAUCAUUUCGAGCAUCACAAGGAGUUCCUCCACAAAAUUCUGACUGGUAUAAUAGGCGAAGGAGACGGCGUUACGAAAGUUAUGCUGAUUAUGCAGUCAUCCCGCAAAAAGCACAGACAGCAAAUUUGAACAAAGAUGAAACGGACCUUGGAAAAAGAGCAGCUCAAAAUGUAACUUCUAGAAGUAGUCAUCAACCUUAUAAUUUGAAAAUGAUGUCUUCGUGUGACAGCUCUACAGUUAGCUCUGAAAACACAGAAAGUAAUAGAGGUGUGAAACCAAAUGACAAAAAAAGCGAACUUCUCAGUUAUUCCCCGGGUGAAGUAAAUGAUCUCGAUAAAAGUCACCUAAAAAAGUCAAAGAAAAUGAUAGAAGUUAUCGGAAUUCACUCAAAAAAAGAUGCGGUAAAGAAAGACAAUCAACACAACGAAUCUCAUAUGCCGCCAAUAAAUCUCAAACCAAAAGGUGAUUUAGGAAGCAGAGACGUUGAAUCAUCGAUAACAAAUAUUCACAAUGAAGAACACCGCAAAGCUGAAGAUAUUCAAGAUAUCGCAUUUGAUAUAGAAAAUAAUACACCCAAUACAAGAUCGAAAGUUAACUCAACAACGUGCCAAGAACCCAGCAAAAAUCAAGACAGUAUUAAUCAUAACAUCGGCAAAGUGGAAAAUGAAAUACAAAUUCAGCCAAGUUUAUUAAAAUUGUCGCACAAUGGUAGUUUGAAUGGUAAAUGUGAAAAGAAUAAGGGUUCAAACUCUAUAAUUUCGGAAAAUAAAUUGAAUGAAUUACCCAAUAUUGUAAUGUCUGAAAACGAGCAAAUAUUGUCGGAAGACGCCGAGAAAAUGACCUCAAUAAAAUCUCAAAUGCCAUUACCAGACAUUUUGAACACCGUAAGUAAAUCGGUUCCGUUAAAUCCAAGGGUUUCUGAGAAAGAAGUGAUAUCCACGCGUGAUAAUUUAAGAAAGAUUCAUGUCUCGGAGAAAGAUUCUGAGACGGAGGUAAAAUCUAAGUCCUUAACAUCUCAAAUUAGAGUAAUACCUAAUUUAUACAGUUCUGAUAUUUUACGCAACGAAACAGAGACAGAUCUUAAAAGAAUAAGUUACCUUCAUUCAUUACCAACAAAUCAAUCGAUUUAUAAAUUGGCUUUCGAUGAAAGUAUUGAAAGUAUAACUGAUCAAUCAGAAGCUGAUUCGCGUUCUCCUAGUCCGGUUGAUGCUGACAGUCAAGUUCCAAAGAGUUUAACGAACGCGGAAAUAUUAAUACACGAAGCAGAAAGUGGUAGUGAUGCUGGAUCCGAAGAUGUUGAAUUGAUACCACAUCGUUAUGAAAGCGAAACUUUUCUCAAUGAAAAUAAAAAUAUCUAUGUCAAUAAACUAUCCUUAGCAGUUGAACUAUUACGGACGCAAGAAAAUCUUCCGUAUGAUGAUGAGUUUAAACGUGUGGUGGGGGACAAUUCUAUCACAGCCUUGAAAAAUGUUCAACCAAGUGCAUCAGGCAAAACGAACUUCGGAUUUGUGGAUGACUCAAGUUCUAUGGAAAACUCUAUUGCUUUAGAUACCUUCAACAAUCAACAUGGUAUGACUUCUGUGACUGAAAUAACUACAGAACCAAUAUUUAGUAAACAAAGUGCCAUUAUCAGUCAUUCAUCUGCUGAAGAUUCAUGUGAAGUUGCCAAAGAAGCAAUAGCUCAAACAAGUGACAAUCAGGGUUCCACUGAAGAAAUAAGAGCUGGAUACCGCAGGUUUGGAGUGCAAGCUCGUCAUUAUCUCUCACCAAGAGCAACAAUUGUGAAUCCAUGCUUUUGCUGCAUUGUCAUGUAAGACUCAUUGUAAUUACAUCCACAUAGCAUAUUUAAAACUAUUUUGAAUAUUUCAUGAAAAAAAACAUAUUUCAAUAAAAGGUUUGAGAAUUUUUUAAGUAUUCAUAAAAUUAGUUAUUUUGU